This is a messenger RNA of Empidonax traillii (willow flycatcher), 1085 nucleotides long. RefSeq names its product RNA pseudouridine synthase D3 (gene RPUSD3). The coding region runs from base 16 to 1050 and encodes 344 amino acids. Gene Ontology annotation, biological process: pseudouridine synthesis. Gene Ontology annotation, molecular function: RNA binding; pseudouridine synthase activity. Lineage: Eukaryota; Metazoa; Chordata; Aves; Passeriformes; Tyrannidae. The transcript is spliced from 8 exons. The record is from RefSeq and is a predicted model, not a curated record.
CGCGGCGGGGCCGCCAUGGCGGGUGCCGGGGGAGCCGCGGCCGCCGCCGCGCGAGGGCUGGCGCGAGCGGGAACGGGGGCGCGCGCCGCGGGGCGGAGGCGGCCACUGGAUCCCGAGAAGACACUGGGGCUGCUGGAGGGCUCCGUGGUGCACCAGGAAGGAGCCCUGCUGGCACUGAACAAGCCCACGGGCCUGCCUGUCCUGGGACAGCCUGGGGAGCUGAGCCUGGAUGCACUGCUGCCAGUGCUGAGACGACGGCUGGGCCUCCCUGCUGAGUUCCACGUGGUGAAGGCUCCCGCCAGGCAGUGCUCUGGCCUCGUCCUCCUGUCCAGCUGCUACCAUACCACUAAGAAGCUCCAGCAGUUCUUCACCAGAGCCCGCCAGAGAGGACAAUACCCUGCCACAUACUGCGCUGUCACCGUGGGAGUCCCAGCAGAGGCAGAGGGCGAGAUCCGCACUGGGCUGUGUUGGCAGCAGCAGGGUGACACUGCCAUGGUAAGGGAGUGCCGGGGUGCUGGGGGUGCGCAAGGUGCCCUGAGGAGUGCUGAGGGCUGUGCUUCACAGGUGGUGCCAGUGCCAGCCCCGGGACGCCACAGCCUGGCCAGGAAGGAGGUGAAGAACACCCUGACACGCUACCGGGUCCUUGGUGCCAGGGGUGGCUGUGCCCUCCUGCAGCUCCAGCCCAAGACAACCUUCCCAGAACAGCUCCAGGUACACCUGACGCUGCUGCUGUGCCCAGCGCUGGGUGACCACGAGCACUCCUCCCGCGUGGGCAGUGUCCUGAGGGUGCCCUUCCUGCUGACCCCCGAGGCCGCCCCAACCCGCACACAGGUGCUGGAUGAGGAGUUGCUGUCCCAGCUGGGACUUUCGCCGCAGCAGCUCCGUCACCUCCCACUCCACAUCCACCUUCAGGAGCUUGUGCUGCCUGAGGGCCCCCUCUGUGCACCCCCACCACCCCACUUCCUGCGGACCCUGCGAUGCCUGGGGCUGCCCGAGUGCCCUAGUGCCUCAAGGGGAUCCCCACCCCACAGCUCUUUGCCAGCCCAUUAAAAUCCCCACCUGCAGCUGGAGUGGCUCAAAGCCCA